UUAUCAUCUCAGUAGACUACAGUGAGUUUAAAUUGCUAGACGUCGACUAGAGGUUUCGGUGAAGUUAAGUUGUAAAGGUAGUUAACGUAAAAUACAACUGAUGUAAAUUAUUAUUCAUAAUUUAUUUCCCGAGCUUAAAAAAAAUGGAUAAUGAAGAGAGGAUUGAAUUAAUAGAAGAAAUAAUCCCCGAAAUAGUCCACAAUCGUUGUUUUUGCGAUCCGGGAUCUCGCGAAUUCAUUGAAUUGGAUUCGGUAUCAAUUGACAAAGUUUCAGAGGGAUCUUCGGAAGUAAACGAUAAAAAAUGUGAAUUACUGCGUGGUAAAAUAGUGAUAAAAUUCUCUUCAGAGCCAAAAACAUUUUUCGUUAUAAUAAAAUUGCUCAGCCAGCAAGCGGCCGAGGAUGAUGAAGACUAUAAAUAUUUUGCAAAUGAAGAAAUGUUUUAUAACAAGAUGACAUUGGAAUACAAACUGGAUAUUUAUCCCAAGUUGUAUGUUGCUGACAUGGGUCGAUAUGGCCGUCCAAUCAUAGUUAUAGAAGAUCUUCAGGCUGUUUCCGGAUAUAGAUGCGUUCAUUCUAAAUUGGAUGAGGAUCACUUGAGGAUGUGUUUGAAGGCGAUUGCGAGGUUUCAUGGCCGUGGCCUCAGGCUCAAAUGCAAUAAAUUCAAUACGUUUCGAGAGUUCUAUGCCAAGUUGCUUCAUACAAACAACAUUUCGGAUUACAGUUUACACGUCAACCUCACCAACAAAGUGACGCAAUAUUUAGACGAGCAUCUGAACGUGGAUAGAAAAAUAUUAAAAUUAUUUGAAGAGUUUCAACAGGAGUCUGCAAAUAAAGACAAUGAAUUUUUAACAAUUUGUAAUGGAAGUGUAGACUUGAAUAAUUUAUUAUUCCGGUAUGAGAAUAGCAAGCCAACGGAUAUUAAAAUCAUAAACUGGGGGGCCAUGAGGUACUCUUCGCCGGUGAUCGAUUGGCAAAUUAUCGUCUCCAGUCAAAUUGGAGAAAAUCUUUCGAACGUUGACAUCCAAAGACUGCUUUAUGAUUACUUAACUGUGCUUGUUGAAGAAUGUCCUGGGAUAAUUGAUAAUGUCAAAUAGUUAUUUGCAAUUGACUAUUAUUUAUCUUAGACGGUCGUUUUAAUGUUGACUGACAUUUGAUGGGGAAUUUUAAUUGGAAUUACUUUUAUUUUUAACUAAAGUUCUCGUGUUUGACUGACCGAUUUUUUAAUUUAUUUUUUUAUAAAAAUUUAAAAAAUUGAAGAG
This is a messenger RNA of Cotesia glomerata, 1259 nucleotides long. RefSeq lists its product as uncharacterized. Lineage: Eukaryota; Metazoa; Arthropoda; Insecta; Hymenoptera; Braconidae. Bases 144 to 1094 code for a protein of 316 amino acids. The transcript is spliced from 3 exons. The record is from RefSeq and is a predicted model, not a curated record.